AGUCAAGAGCAAGAUAGGAAUGCUGAUUAUUCACCACCGGCAUUGACUUUUCUGCACUUACUAUAAGCUUUUCACUAGUGAAUGUCUGAAACCUGCACAAGUGUGCACUGUUAGUUUUAUCUGUAGCAUCAUACAGAAAGCAUCAUGUUUGAUACAGGAAGUGUUAUAAGUGAAUUUUUAAUGCUUAUAGGUGUAUAUGCUUCUCUGCAGUAUAUAUUUGAUAACUUUUAUUCUCCGUUGGAAAUAAUUCGGAAUGUAUUAUUCGGAAAAAGAGAACCUUUUUGUGAACGAUAUGGAAAGUGGGCUGUUAUUACAGGAUCAUCAGAUGGCAUUGGUAAAGAAUAUGCAAUGAACCUUGCUAGGAAAGGAAUGAAUAUAAUGCUUAUUUCGAGAACUGAAGCCAAACUAAUUCAGGUUUCAAAGGAAAUCAAGUCCAAGUAUAGCGUCCAGGUAAAAUGGAUCGCUAUUGAUUUUUCUUCCAGUUCUCAAAUUUACGAAAAAAUCGAACAAAACCUCACAGGAAUUGAGAUUGGUAUGCUAGUGAAUAACGUUGGAAUGGUACAUGAUCAUCCGCUUCCAUUGGAAAAACUAUCGAAGCAAGAUAUUGAGCAAUCUAUCACAGUCAAUAUAUUUCCUUUGGUCAUGUUAACUUACAUGCUUGUACCCCAAAUGAAAGAACGUUGCCGAGGAAUAGUGGUGAACAUUAGCUCUUCUUCUGGGCACCUCCCAUUACCUUACCUGCAAAUGUACUCCGCAUCGAAGUCAUUCGUAAACAGUUUUACGUUGAGCUUACAGCAGGAAUUACGAGGAACUGGGGUGGAGUGUCAGUUGGUGACACCGAUGUUCGUUAAUACAAGCAUGACUGAAAAAUGGCAGUCAAUGGGAUUUUGGAAGUUACUAGCUUCCAAUGUUAAACGCUACACACGAAUGGCAGUUUGGACGAUUGGGAAAACCGACAACACAACCGGCUAUUGGUAUCAAGCAUUGCAGAUUACUCUCCUGAGGAUUCCGCCGCGAUGGAUGUUGACAACUUUGGAUGGAUUUUUGUUCCGAUAUUUAAUUAAUCGUAACAAAAAACAAAGCUGAUGCGUUACGUGUAGACAAGAAAAAAAAUCAGAAAUUGGUUAUGUAAAGAUAAUUUUAAAACACAUAUGGCUUAAUAGUUAUAAUAA
Messenger RNA from Malaya genurostris, 1172 nucleotides. Its product is annotated as putative steroid dehydrogenase 4. The record is from RefSeq and is a predicted model, not a curated record. Gene Ontology annotation, cellular component: endoplasmic reticulum. The transcript has 4 exons. Gene Ontology annotation, molecular function: oxidoreductase activity. Lineage: Eukaryota; Metazoa; Arthropoda; Insecta; Diptera; Culicidae. Bases 145 to 1086 code for a protein of 313 amino acids.